AUGGCUCACUUCCUUUCCGAAUCUCUAUCAAUUAUUGCCCUUUCCUUGGUGCUCAACACUAUUGCGGAAAGUAUUUUGAAUAUGGAAACAACUGAAUCUUUGAAACAAAAGGAUUCAUCUUUUCCGAAUCUCUCAGAAACUGAUUCAGAAGAGGAAGAGAGAAAAGCAAAGGAAGAAAUGGAAAAGAUAAACAAAGAAUUGACCUCACUAAGUAAAGAAGAGCAGAAACGCAUUAAAAACCUGGAAUGCGAAGCCUCCCGCUAUUUGUGGUACCCAGACCACGAGUCAAUGAACAAUAUCCGAUGCCGUUGCUGUCCGAAAUGCUGUUUCAAAACAAUCAGUAACGCACUCGAACAUUUAAAGACAAAGAAACAUAGGAGACUAGCUCGACGGUAUGUUAUUGAUCAUUGCACAGACAAGAAAAAGAUAGAAGAGCGAAGAAAUAGCAAUUAUGAACGAUUGCAAAGAUGGAUCGAAAAGAAGAAACUUCGGAGAAGCGCGAAAAGAAAAGAGAAACUGAAAAAUCUCACUCCAGAACAGAUCGCUCUUCGAAAGGAAAAGUUCCAACAAAAGAAAGCUCGAAGGAUGGAGAGAAAAAAGGCAGCAGAAUCAAAGUAGUCGGGAAAUGGUUUGGUUACUUAU
Molecule: messenger RNA, 642 nt
Organism: Blastocystis hominis
Lineage: Eukaryota; Bigyra; Opalinata; Blastocystidae
Exons: 8
Coding region: 1-618 (205 amino acids)
Source: RefSeq, a predicted model, not a curated record